CGGGUUCAUUAUUUUUAUCAUUAGCACUCAGAAGUGUUUGUCUCUGACGGCUGCUCCUCCUCCUCCUCAGCUGUGAUGUCUGCGCAGGAGUGAUGGUUUAGCGCAGCGGUCAGCCGCGGCGGAGCGUGGGAUGUUACGCUGGACGGUGCACCUGGAGGGCGGCCCGCGGAGGGUCAACCACGCGGCUGUGGCGGUCGGACACAAGGUCUACUCCUUCGGAGGAUACUGCUCCGGAGAAGACUAUGAGACCUUGAGACAGAUUGACGUGCACGUCUUCAACACGGUGUCUCUGCGCUGGACGAAACUGCCGCCGGUGCGCACCGGAGGACGGGAGCACGCUCGGGAAGUGCCCUACAUGCGCUACGGACACACGGCGGUGCUGGUGGAGGAGACGGUGUUGAUCUGGGGCGGCCGGAACGACACAGAGGGCGCGUGCAACGUGCUGUACGCCUUCGACGUCUCUCAGCACCGCUGGUUCACUCCCAAGAUCUCCGGGACGGUCCCAGGUGCCAGAGACGGACACUCAGCCUGUGUUCUGGGAAAGGCGAUGUACAUCUUCGGUGGAUACGAGCAGCUGGCCGACUGUUUCUCCAAUGAGAUUCACAAGCUGGACACCAGCAGCAUGUGUUGGUCACUAGUGAGCGCCCGGGGCACUCCGGCUCGAUGGAGAGACUUCCACUCUGCUACCAUCAUCGGCACCAAGAUGUUCGUGUUUGGAGGAAGAGCGGAUCGAUUCGGUCCUUUCCACUCCAACAACGAGAUCUACUGCAAUAAAAUCAAGAUCUUCGACACGGAGACAAACUGCUGGCUAAACACGGCCUCUGAUGUCUGUGUUCACACACGUCUGUUCUUGUGUUCAGAGGCGUUCUCCUGGAAGAAGGUGGAGCCCAAGGGCAAAGGCCCGUGUCCCAGACGGAGACAGUGCUGCUGUAUGGUGGGAGAUCGCAUCAUCCUCUUCGGAGGAACCAGUCCGUGUCCGGAGCAGGGGAUGGGCGAUGAGUUUAACCUCAUGGACCAUUCGGACCUGUACCUCCUGGACUUCAGUCCUAAUCUGAAGACAUUAUGCAAGCUAGCAGUUAUUCAGUACAGUCUGGAGCAGUCGGGACUCCCUCAUGACAUCAGGUGGGAGCUGAACGCUAUGACCACUAACAGUAACAUCAGCCGGCCCAUAUUCUCCUCUCACGGCUGACAGCAGAACCCUCUCCAGACUCCCGCUCCACAGAUGAUUGACUUUGACCCGUUUGGAUCUGGGUUGCCGUUCCCUGCCGGGUUUCGCUGCUGUUGAACUUGAUUCCUGCUGAGGAGAAACGGACCGUCACACUCUUAAAUCAGUUCAAUUAUUCAUCAGUGUUACGUGUUUUAAUGAGGCUUUGGAGUGAAAUGAAGAUCAUUUAGCCUGUAAUCUGUCAUUUCUCUGCUUGUGUUCAGAUCGCUCCGUCGGGUUUAAAUGCAAGACUUUAAUUACGGUUCCACACGUGCUCUUACACAUCGACCGCAGAGAUGAUCUUCAGAGAAGACUGGACUGGUUUUCUGUUUACCCACAGUGCUUCUGACAAUAAAACCUGACUCAACAAUCAAUAGAAACGGAAAUAUCCUUCUGCAUGCAUGCGUUCUGUCUUAGAUCUCAAAGAGUGGGAAAAAGCAAAUGAUGUUGUAAAGUUUUCAGAAAAGGUUAGAAUGUUUUCUCAUAGAAAGAUCAACACCGAUCAAAUAAACCUCGUCUGGUGUUUCUGGGCUCAGUCUCUUGUCCAGUUUCUCCAGAUUCACAUCUUUCACAGUCUGGCUUUUCAGAGACGUGCUGUUGCUUAACACCGCUUUAUAUUUGAUCUGAAUCUGUACUGUUCUGCAGAAUAUUGAUGUUGAGAGGUUAUUGAUUCUGAUGGUUCCUCUGGAUCAGUCUUCACCUGGCUUUUAUCUGCGUCUCGUCCGCUGCCUGAUCAACUUCUCCAGAACUUCAGAAGGUCUGGAAUCAAAGUCUUCUGGUCUGGAUGGAUUUGAAGCAUUUUAUUCGAGAUUUUAUUCAUUGUGUCUGAAUAUCUGACAUUACACGGUCAUAAUGAAUAUUGUGCAAACGGAGCGCGUCAGAAAAUUCAACCGUCCUCAAUCGUUUCCCUCAUAAAUAAUGAUUCGAUGAAAGUGACUCAAAACUGUCUCAAAAUGAAACCGGAUGCAGCUGAAGUGCAUUUUCUUAAUGAUCUGUAGCUUGAAAUAGAAAUGUUGAAAUAGAGUAAUUUAAUCCCUCAGACAUUCCAUGAUGCUUUCAUGGGCUAGCAGACACAUGCUAUGAUAGACAUGUUUUAUAUGUAGUGAACGAGAGGACACACUACUCUUUAGGUUGUGAUUGAUCAGUUACUUCUCGAGUGUAAAUGCUGGGGUUCAGAGUGUUUUUUGAUCAUGUUCUGCUCUCGAUGUGUGAAGGAACGUUUGGAGACGUCACUGAGCCUCGAGCGGGAUUCCUGGCUGGUGGAUGAGUCCGUUUCCACGAGUUAUGUUAUAAACGGGUUUUUAGUGGGAUCUUGGAUUUCCUAAACAAUAAAACUGAUGUUAAUUUUGCUUAUUUUCUGCUUAAAUGUGCAGUGUGAAGUGUUGGAACGUGUGUGUGAUAUAAAGAGCACAUUGAGAAUUGUUUUCCUGUAACGCCACGAAUUUAAACACAAUUUUGAGAAGACGUCA
Molecule: messenger RNA, 2673 nt
Organism: Sinocyclocheilus rhinocerous
Lineage: Eukaryota; Metazoa; Chordata; Actinopteri; Cypriniformes; Cyprinidae
Gene: klhdc3
Product: kelch domain containing 3
Exons: 10
Coding region: 131-1189 (352 amino acids)
Cellular component (GO): cytoplasm
Molecular function (GO): chromatin binding; protein binding
Source: RefSeq, a predicted model, not a curated record